AUGUCUGGUGGGAGCAGAAAUCCUGUCCAGGUUGUGCCCGCAAAUAACACUACACUGCGGCGUAGCACCUCGCCCGGAAGCCUGGUAGAAGAGGAAGAGGUUCGUGUUCGCACGCGACCUACUGCUCUUCGCUCUCCUCGACACGGAGAGCAUCUGCCUCUCCUGUCUGUCGAUCAGAUCUUGAAUAGUCAGACACAACACCGACUAUCUCCAACGCAAACUGACGAUCAGACCAAGGGUGCUUCAAACAACAUCGAGGGCACAUCAACCUCAAAAUCGGGGUCAGAUGAUGCUUGCAAUAAGACCCAACUCGUGGCCUCUCCAGCAAUUGGAAUCGACAAGUGGGACACAAAAGAUGAUUUGCAUAUAUGGCAAAAUAUGCGGGCAAUGCUACACCAGAAGAACCUUGUUGAGCUCAUAUCACCACAACGGCCUGGGCCACUUGGUUACCUUUACAGGGUGUUUGCAUCGGUGACAAACAAUCAGGGCAAUCUGACCGACGCCGCCGACUUCGGUUACCGUAUUCACUUUGCCGACUUGCAAAGGAUACAUAUGCAGUACCUACACAGCAAACUGGUAAAUCUGGCAGUCUCAGCGCACUUCAAUGGUGAUGACUGGAGCCCAGGAGGGAAAGCAGAAGAAAUCGGCAAGGUGCUCAAGGAAUACAUUCAAGCAGUAAGAGACCACGAGUACAUGGGAAAAUAUGCCAGGCCAUCCAACAACCCCUUCAUGGCCACCAGCCAACGGCUCUGCGACAAGAAAUUCCUCGAAGCAGCCAUGAAGAAGAACGGCUGCAAGAUGCCCGAGGACUUCCUACCCCCACUACCACCACCACCUCAACAGCAGCAGCACGAACAACAACUCCCGCAGUACAAGACACCCACUCCGCUCAUCGAGCGCCUCAAGAAACACUCGGUCCCCACCGGCCCCUGGGAGCGCGACAACACGAACAAGCCAGCUCGUGCACUGAUCAUCACCCACUCCAAGGCAUGGAAGCAAGCCUACUGGAUGAGACUCCGCGCUGGCUUAAUUGGUGGUGUCUUCCUCAUCGCUCCCAUGUGGAUUAUGCCCUUGUUAGAGAUAGAUUGGAUCGUUGUUCCCUGGGCUAUUGCGACGGUGUGUAUCGUGUGUUUUUGCGUUAUGGUCUCCUCCCGCUUAGAGACUGUCGAUGGGGUGUUUGCGGCGACACUGGCGUAUGCAGCGGUCAUCUUGGUGUUUGUGGGUAUUGUGAACCCGAGACUGAAGAGUUAG
Molecule: messenger RNA, 1251 nt
Organism: Neurospora tetrasperma FGSC 2508
Lineage: Eukaryota; Fungi; Ascomycota; Sordariomycetes; Sordariales; Sordariaceae
Exons: 2
Coding region: 1-1251 (416 amino acids)
Source: RefSeq, a predicted model, not a curated record